AUGAUAUUCUUUACUUACUUCUUAUUGAUUUAAUUAAAUGAAAAAUAAGAAAAAUUGGAGGAGAAAAUAAAUGAUCAUAAAUUUAAUUUAGAUACUGUAAUAAAAAUAGAAAGAAAAGUUGAGGUACAAGCUGUUCUUCAUUUCAGCAAUUAAAACUAUACUCCCAGAAAAAAAAAUACAAGGAAAUAGUCCUGUUCAAACCCAAAGAAAAAGAGAGACAACACACAAAAACUCGUCACUUUUCUUUAUCAGCUUUUAUUUUAAAAGAAAAACAAUUCCUACUAAGAUAACCACAGCUUUGCAAACUAUUAAUUUGUCUCAACGAAUAGAUAGCCUGACCAAUUAACUUGA
Molecule: messenger RNA, 351 nt
Organism: Tetrahymena thermophila SB210
Lineage: Eukaryota; Ciliophora; Oligohymenophorea; Hymenostomatida; Tetrahymenidae
Exons: 2
Source: RefSeq, a predicted model, not a curated record